AUGGAGGCACCAACCCCCAUCCUCCAACUGUCUAACCACCUCAUCCGCCCCUACUACGCUGGGGACGUAGAAGCCCUCGCCAAAGAAGGUAACAACCCCGAAAUCGCCCGUUGGCUACGCAGUCGAUUUCCUGAGCCCUACACCAUCGAAGACGCCAAGGACUGGAUUUCAAUCGCGAACUCUGCCUCACCGGUCCUCAACUUCGCUAUUAGCCGGCGGGAGGAUAAUAUCGCCAUUGGAAGCAUCGGGUUAAAAGCCAGAGAUGAUGUAUAUUAUCGGACGAUGGAGAUCGGGUACUGGGUGGGUCAAGACCACUGGGGAAAGGGGAUUGCUACGGAAGCAUUAUCUGCAAUGACUGCUUGGGCCUUCAAGAGUUUCCCACAUGUUUUGAGGCUGGAGGCGGAGGUAUAUGAUGGGAAUGAAGCCAGUCAAAAAGUGUUGGCGAAGGCGGGGUAUCAGCUUGAGGGGAGAAGAAGGAAAGUCGUGGAGAAAAAGGGCAUUGUUAUGGAUACACUGAACUUCUGCACAUUUAGAGCCGAGGAAUACCACUCUGACUCGGUAGAUGUAACCCCGCUGGGGGAGCCGCUCCACUUCGCCUUCAGCCAGCGAACCGCGCCCAAUCGUUUCUACAAGGGUGCCAUGACGGAGCGGUUAUCGUCUUGGUCCCCGACAGAUCUGAAAGCGCGUGGAAUUCCCAGCAAUGAGUUGAUCAACCUGUACAAGCGCUGGGGUGAGAGUGGCUAUGGCAUGCUCUCCACCGGAAAUAUCAUGAUCGCAUACGAUCACCUAGAAGCCCCGGGAAACCCCAUUAUUGAUCUGGAGAACCCCUUCCAUGGAGAACGUUUUGAGGCGUUCUCUCGCAUGGCGUCGGAGUCGAAGAAACAUGGCAGCUUGAUCGUCGCACAGGUCAGUCAUCCCGGUCGCCAGGUGGAAGAGCGGGUACAGGCCGAUCCCGUCUCGGCGAGUGAUGUGCAGCUGCAGACGGAGGCGCUCAAGAUGAAGUUUGCGAAGCCACAUGCGGCCUCGCAGGACGAGAUCCAGGAUAUCAUUAAAAGAUGGACUCAUGCCGCAGUCUAUCUCCACAAGGCGGGAUUUGAUGGUAUCCAGCUGCAUGGCGCGCACGGGUAUCUGCUGGCCCAGUUCCUGUCGCAGACCACGAACAAGAGGACCGAUGAGUAUGGUGGAAGUUUGGAGAACCGGGCACGUCUGAUUGUGGAGGUUGCCCGGUCUAUUCGACAGGAGCUGCCGUCAUCGUCAGGGUUUAUUCUGGGUAUUAAGAUCAACUCGGUCGAGUUCCAGGCCGACGGAUUCACCCCGGCCGAAGCCCAGCAACUGUGUCAGAUUCUGGAACAAAAUGAGUUCGAUUUUGUAGAACUCUCUGGUGGAACGUAUGAGGCACCUGCGUUCUCGCGCAGCCGGGAUUCCACCAAGAACCGGGAGGCGUUCUUUCUGGAGUUUGCAUCCAUGAUUACCCCUGUGCUGAGCAAAACCAAGAGCUACGUUACCGGCGGUCUCCGGACGGCUUCGGGAAUGGUGACUGCACUGGAGACGGUGGAUGGUGUCGGUUUGGCUCGACCUGCUUGUCAAGAAUUUAGCCUUCCCCGCGAUAUCCUUGAAGGCCGAGUGGCCGGUGUGAUUGAGCAGAAGGUCGAUCAACAGAACUUUGGCCUGACGAGCGCCGCCGCGGGUACACAAAUGAAGCAAGUGGGCAAGGACGAGCAGCCAAUUGAUCUAAGUGACGAAAGCAACCUGGCGCUCUUCAUGAAGCAUCUGGGGGAAUGGGCUCAGCAGGUUCAGGAAGACGCACCCAAGAUGAAUAUGUAUGGGUUCAUGGAUCUCCCCACGGGAGAGGCUUUCCGGGGAUAA
Aspergillus pseudonomiae is the source of this 1866-nucleotide messenger RNA. RefSeq lists its product as uncharacterized. Gene Ontology annotation, molecular function: oxidoreductase activity; FMN binding; acyltransferase activity, transferring groups other than amino-acyl groups. The record is from RefSeq and is a predicted model, not a curated record. The transcript has 2 exons. NCBI's taxonomy places the organism in Eukaryota, Fungi, Ascomycota, Eurotiomycetes, Eurotiales, Aspergillaceae. Bases 1 to 1866 code for a protein of 621 amino acids.